Mycena indigotica is the source of this 1614-nucleotide messenger RNA. RefSeq names its product F-box domain-containing protein. NCBI's taxonomy places the organism in Eukaryota, Fungi, Basidiomycota, Agaricomycetes, Agaricales, Mycenaceae. The record is from RefSeq and is a predicted model, not a curated record. The transcript is spliced from 2 exons. The coding region runs from base 1 to 1614 and encodes 537 amino acids.
AUGAAGGCGAUAAAGCAAAAGUUGCGCAAUCUGCCAGUGUUCUCCACCGCACCAACAAUUAGCCCUUCGACGGUGCGUUCGCGGUGGAAGGAUGAGCAUGAAGCUUUCAUGAGCUUCGUGCCCUUCCUCGACGAAGAAGAUGACUGGGAUGACCAGCCGAUGCUUUCCCGACAAAGAUGCAGUCAAUCCCAAGCCCAUAUCAGCACUCUGCCGACAGAACUUCUCGGCCACAUCUUCAUAGAGGUCUGCCGCGCCAUGGUCCCGAAUGUCCUCGCCUUCGACCCGUCGCAUGGGUAUUUCGGCCCGCAGUUCUGGCACUUUCAAUGCAGCUACGUGUGCGUUUACUGGCGUCAAGUGGCACUCAGUACCCCACAGUUAUGGGCCUUCAUUGACUUUUCAACCCCUCGACGGACCAAGCUUUGCUUUCGCCGUGCGAAGACAGCUCCGCUGGUCAUAGCCUGCCGCCUUCGACGGUCUCGGCGGGACCAUGCCAGUGACCACGCGAAGGCGGCGCUUGAGGGCCGUCUCUUGGUGGUGCUUGAGCGGGGGAGGAGGCAGGUGGCGGAAAUUCGUCUCCACGCUGACGACCAGAUCCACACAAACAUUUCGCAUACGCUGCGGCAUCGCGCGGGCUUCCCGCUCCUCACCGAGAUGGUUCUCAAUCUCGAAAUGGGGAAUCCCGAGACACCAUGCCCGCCGCAAUCGCCUCCAGCAAACCCGCUCUUACACACACUUGAUGCCGGGCCGAAUGUCCGCGACAUCGCUCACUUUGGACAGACUCUGUGCGCGCUUCACAUUGUGUGGCGCCCAGAUCCCGAACACUCUCUGCUGCACGCCAUUUCCGCCUGCAGCCGUCUCCAAACGCUGACCGUCUACACAUACCACCAAACGCUGCCGCCCCGCAUCCCCGCGACACUGCCCCGGACACUGGCACUCCUCCCCUGUCUUCGGUUAAUUGACAUCACAGAUGACUUCGAGGGCGGGAUCACGGGGUCUGGCGCCAUGCUGCUGCUCAACAACCUCUCCCUCCCACGGCUGGCCUCCUGUCGCGUCAAAUUUCGGGACAGUCUGCCACACGCCGAACACAUCAACAGCGUGCUCGCCGCCCACUUUGCUACUGCGGCGCCCGCAGCCCAUACCACGAUGCGGCUGGAGCGCCAUUGUGACAUGCAUAGUGUGGAUCCCGACGCGUACCAGACACUCCGGUUCUCCAUCGCGUUCCGCUUCCAUGCGAGUCUGGAUCCGGCUCUCGCCGAGCCACGCGAACUAGCGCUCUCGUGGGUCCGCUCGUCCCGUCUUGACCCCGCCGCGCAGAUCGCAUUCGCCGCCUUCCUUCCAAGCGCCGCGAAUGCACCGUCCCUCGCCGCUGCGUGGAGCGCCGUCGACACGCUCUCCCUUUCAUGGGCGCCAAGGAACGGGGAUGAGAUGGCGAUAUGGCGGGAAGUCUUCGAUCCUGAGUCUAUGCCGAGUUUGCGGCAGGUGAACAUCGUGUUGCGCACAGACGGAUUGGCUAUGGGAACAGAGGACUGGGCGCGAUUGCUUCUCGCGGAUGGAAGGUGCAAUGUCGCGGUGUCACUGAUAGACUCCGACAUCAACUGGGAGGGUCUUGGCUGA